AUGAAAAAACGAGGAAGAAAGAAAAAAGUGAAUGCAAUUCCUGCAACGAAAUCAGAAGCAACAGCUUUUGUGUUGGAAUCAAUUGAUGGAAAUGUGUCCCACACGUCAAGUGAUCGACACUCACCAGUGAAGAAAACAAAGAGAGGAGAACAUCAAAGUACUCAUGGAUUCCCAGACCAUCAGCUAGAUAUCGACUUAUCACAUCAACAAUAUCAGGUUACUAGACGAAAAAGUCCAGCGACUGGAUCAAGCUCUGCUGGAACCUCUGGUGCAAUGCUGACUGGGAAAAUUCAUGCUGAAAAGGUCCUUGAAGCCAUGGGAUAUUUGUGUUUGUAUGAAAUGCUGCCAUUCGAGUUGUGUUCGAGCCACGCGUUUGGCAAUCUUAUAAUGAAAUGCUUGGAAGGGUGUGGUGGCUAUGCGGACGACCCGAAUCACUUUAAUGUUUUUACCAAGGAGUUUGCGUCUGGAUACGUCAAGAAUAUGGCUGCGGAGAUUAAAGUGCGGACUGCCAUGCAGAUGAAGACGACAGAUUUUGCGCACCUAAUGCUUUCUGAAUGGAGACCGUCGGAUGAUGCUAGGGUAGAAACGGCAACGGCUGCGGCUGCGACAACUACAGUCGAUUUCACACAUCCCAGUGGUAAAGAGCUGGUCUUUCUUGCUUUCUUUGCGGUCGGACUGGACCACAAAUUUAACCCCUUCCGUAGAUGUCUACACGUCUCAUCUAUUGAAACUUACUGUCCACAACAAGGAAAAUCGAUUGCAACGAUGUUUGCUAAAGACGAAGAGUUAAAGAAAGCAAUGGAACGCGUUGCUUUUUGCAGAUCCAUGCCUCAAAUUUUUGCUGUGGAGCCACCAUGCUGCGGGUAUCAGUCUUUUGCUGUGGAUCACAAGUUGCAUCUGUUGGAGAGUGUUCCUACAGUUCUGCAAAAUAUUGUACUUGCCACCAUUAAUGGAGUCCGCAUUUUUGGGAGUUAUUGUUUUGCUAGUGACGUGUUUGCAACCUCGGCAGCCUCUAGUUCUGUAUGCUUUCAAAGUCAACGCAUGGAUAAGGGCGAGUACAUUGACAGCAGUUCUGCUGCAGUUACAGCAGGAUUAUCCGUUGCUGAUUGUUACGGCAUCACGACCGAGGAAAUUGCAUCCAGUAUUGUCGAGGAACUGCCAACAAGUCUCAUGGGACAUACGUAUCGUGACCUGAUGAACAAGCUGAUGUAUUUGCUUGCGCAUUUCAAACAAUCGUCAAAGUCACGCGAGGUGUUACGAAGGUUGGCAUUGGAGCAGUGCAGUAUGAGCACAGCUUCUUACGAGCGCUUGUUCAUCGAUCGCCUUCGAGAGAUGACCAUAUCAAUGGGUCAGAUAUAUUAUGUGUUGGCACUUGUUGAGGAUAUGAUGCCGGCACUCAGAAAGUAUAUCUUGUUGCAUAAAGACAAUGAUUCUGACUUUUCCAAACUUAUCCAGCUAACAUCUUUAUCACGGUACGAGUGGUCUCGUGUACGCUAUCUUACGAUGAUACUGAAGCCAUUUGCUGAGGCCACUGCAAAGCUGGAAGGUGAGCCAUAUGUCGUUUCGUCUUUAAUCGUGCCGUCGGUGUUCACACUGAUCGAGAAAAUACGCGAUUUUCGCCCUGUCAAUAUUGGAUUCACUGAUGUGUCUUACGAUGGCUUUGCUAAGAAAAGCACUGCAGAGGUUAUGGUUGAUGAUUUACCAGAGGACAUCGAGGCAUUGAGAGAUCUGGCAUUAAAAAAUUUGCUAGCAAGUUUUGGGCAUCUGUUUUCGGUCCCAGAAGCUAGCUGGGAUAAGGAAAAGCUUCAAACGUUCAACCUCUUGUGGUCUGCUACAAUAUUGGACCCUCGGACAAAGUCGUUCAUCGUCAAAGGUUCUUUGCCACAACAAGAUUUCUGGGAAAUUGUUAAAGCGGAGGCGGCAAACAUGGCUGGAACGAAAAAGAAGAGCAAAGAUAACGGAAACGAUUUCAAAGAAAGCUCUAUCGUAUUGGGCAGCGACAGUAGUCACGUGGGCGAGGAUGGUGCCGAUAAGGGCACCGACCUGUGGGACGAUCUCCAGGCAAAACUGACAUCUUGUGCUCAAGAAGAAAUGCUGCUGAGCUCUGCAAAAUCCUCGUUGGAACUUACAAAAUCUAGUAACUUGCUGGAAGUGGAGGUGUCGUUCUUUCAGGAAGAAGGGCGUAUUGUACUGCGCGCCAACCCCUUAGAGUGGUGGCAGAAUAUGCGCAUGAAGUAUCCGUUCCUAGCUCGAUUGGCACGCUACGUAUUGUCCAUUCCGUGUAAGGUGAAGGUAGACGACAACCCAAUUCGGUUUGACGGGGGCCUUGUCAAACGCGGACCAUCGCAAAUGAACAUGGCAGAUUUAUGCGAUCUACUUGCAGCUUCGAUGAAUCUUCGCACAGAAAAGAACCCGCAUUUUGAGGCUGCGAGUAAGCAUAUGUGGUCGACGGUAUGA
Peronospora belbahrii is the source of this 2457-nucleotide messenger RNA. The record is from the annotation of a GenBank genome assembly. Lineage: Eukaryota; Oomycota; Peronosporomycetes; Peronosporales; Peronosporaceae.